AUGCCGACUCUCGAUAUCUCGAGUUUCAAUGUCGUCUGUGCCGUCAUGGGCGGCUUCGUCACUGUCUUUGGUCUCGUCAGCUACUUGUGCAAAGAACGCUUCUACCUCUCCGAAGCUUUGAUCGCAUUGAGCGCAGGGACACUUUUCUCCCAUGGGACUGGCUUCAUCAAGCCCCUGGACUACACUUUUGGGUCGGAAGAGCAGCUGGCCACGGCUACACUCUACUUCACUCGACUCGUUCUGGGCGUCCAACUAGUCUUGGCUGGUGUUCAGCUCCCAAGCAAAUACCUUUACAAGAACUGGAGAAGCUUGGCGUUGUUGCUUGGACCUGGCAUGACGGGCAUGUGGGUAUGUAGUAGCUUACUGAUUUGGGGAUUGGUGCCGCGCUUGAGCUAUUUGAACGCGCUGGCUGUUGCAGCGUGCGUGACCCCGACUGAUCCAGUUCUAUCAAAUUCAAUUGUCAAAGGCAAAUUCGCCGAUCAAAAUAUCGCGAAAGAUUUGCAGAAGAUCAUCAUCGCCGAGUCCGGUGCGAAUGAUGGGCUUGGCUACCCUUUCCUCUUUCUUGCCUUGUACAUCAUCAAGUAUGUAGGUAAUGACGGCGUUGGUGGAGUUCAUGGAGUGGGUUUCGCCAUGAGAGACUGGUUUGCUGAAACUUGGGCAUAUACUAUCAUGCUGAGCGUCGUGUACGGGGCAGCCGUGGGCUGGAUCGCGCAGGAAGCACUGCAUUGGGCGGAGAAGAAGAAUUUUGUCGAUCGAGAGAGCUUUCUAGUGUUUGCAAUCACUCUAGCUCUUUUCGUCACUGGCACUUGUGGUAUGAUUGGCACCGACGACGUGCUUGCAUGCUUCAUUGCGGGAAACUUCUUCACGUGGGACGAUUGGUUCCGGCUCGAGACACUUGACGACUCAUUUCAGCCGACGAUCGACAUGCUUCUCAACUUAUCUAUUUUUAUGUGGUUUGGUGCUGUUGCCCCAUGGGGCAGCUUCGCUCAUAACGAUGUGAUCCCGAUCUAUCGGCUUGUACCUCUGGGCGUCCUCAUUCUUCUGCUUCGCAGACUGCCUGUCAUUUCCGUCCUGCACUGGAAGAUUUGGCAGAUUGAAGAUGUUCAGGCCAUGCUAUUUACAGGAUUCUUCGGUCCGAUAGGGGUAAGCGCUGUCUUCUACUUGUACCUUGCCCUUGAAUUCUUGAAGCGUAUCGAGGACAACGAAAAAAAUCAUGAGGAUACCGUCAAGCUAGGAGAUCAACUCACAAUAAUUGUCUGGUUUCUCGCCAUCUGCAGCAUCGUAGUUCAUGGAUUGAGCGUUCCUGCUGGCAAGUUGGGCUACCACUUGCCUCGGGCAUUGUCCAGCACAGUACGAUCAGGGCCAGAGACCGUCGAGCUAGAACGUUCAAUUUCCUUACGCGGAACAACAAUAUCUCGUCCACAAAUGGACAUACAAGAUGGGGAACAGGUGAAUGAACGGGGCAAUAGACCGUAG
Bacidia gigantensis is the source of this 1476-nucleotide messenger RNA. RefSeq lists its product as uncharacterized. The record is from RefSeq and is a predicted model, not a curated record. Gene Ontology annotation, molecular function: sodium:proton antiporter activity. Gene Ontology annotation, cellular component: plasma membrane. The transcript has a single exon. Gene Ontology annotation, biological process: sodium ion export across plasma membrane; proton export across plasma membrane; regulation of membrane potential. Bases 1 to 1476 code for a protein of 491 amino acids. Lineage: Eukaryota; Fungi; Ascomycota; Lecanoromycetes; Lecanorales; Ramalinaceae.